This is a messenger RNA of Anopheles darlingi, 1941 nucleotides long. RefSeq names its product solute carrier family 25 member 35-like. Gene Ontology annotation, biological process: transmembrane transport. The record is from RefSeq and is a predicted model, not a curated record. Lineage: Eukaryota; Metazoa; Arthropoda; Insecta; Diptera; Culicidae. The coding region runs from base 822 to 1772 and encodes 316 amino acids. The transcript has 2 exons.
AGCAGCAGCCAGGACGGGAGUGCGACAUCGUUGCCAUCCUAGGGAAAACAUGGGCCAUCUCGGGAGUGCACGCACUAUUAGCCGGCUAUUAGUGUUCUGGCAACGGCAGCGAGAAGUUCGGUCACCGUGAAACGAUGUGUAGUGCCGUGAGUGACAGAAGAAGUCAUUAGAACUAGCCGCCUACAGUGUGCGAACAUCCCGAAAGCGAACAUCCAUCAAUGUUGCUCAUCACCAAUCAGCCAGAGAGCUGUUGCCAGAAUGUGCGACUAUCGGAUAGUCAUCGAAGAGUGGACGCAAAGUAGCGAGGAUGCCACUGCAUUAGUCGCCGAAGACGAUCGCGCCAAAGGGCUACAAGUUAACAUCGGACCGCAACAUCUUCGCCAGUACGGCCGAUCGACCGACCGAUCGACCGACCGAUGCAGUGCACUUGCGUAGGUGGUAGGCGUAUGUUAGAGAUCUUCCCAAAUUCUAGUCACCAACCUCCUGCUCGUGACACACUCACACGAGCGAACAAAAUCGAACUUCGAAAUCCUUACAUAACACGUGCACUAGCUGCACUCGGUGCGGUGCUGCAACAGCUAUGCAACCGCUUGCAUUAACUCGAUCUCGCAUGUUGCACUGAAGGGCCACGGUGUGCGUCCGCCGUGGAGCCUGUGCACGGCCUGGCCAAACGGUUCCGGAGAUACUGGGUAUCCAGCAGCAGGAGCAGCGAUUGUGCUAUGUGUCGUGCAUCGUGUAUCUAGGACUUGUGAAGAAGACGAGGAAAGAUAUUGAGUGAGAGAUCCCAGGUCCAGGUGUUCCACUACCAGCGAUAUAGCUCCAUGGAUUUCCUGCUCGGUGGUUGUGCCGCAACGUGUGCCGGUUUCUUCAGCAACCCGUUCGAUGUGAUCAAAACCCGCCAACAGCUCCACGGUGAGCUGUUGAGCAGGACGGUAGUAGCGACCGGUACGGGGCCGGCUAGCGAUGGCAACGGUGGUCAACAGACCCGCAAUCCGUACCGUUCCGUGUUCAAAUCCUUCCGUACGAUCCUCAAAUCGGAAGGAGUACUGGGGCUACAAAAAGGACUGGUGUCCGCGCUCGCCUUCCAGUUCACGAUGAACAGUGUACGGUUGGGGAUCUACCAGACGGCCGAGAAUUACGAUUGGACGCGGGGCGACAGCAAAGCGGGCACCGUCUUCUACUCCAUUCUUUGGGGUGGCUUCAGUGGAGUGAUCGGUUCGACGAUCGCCUGCCCACUGUACAUGAUCAAGACGCAGAUACAGGCACGAUCGCACGGCAAGUACGCCGUCGGUUAUCAGCACCGGCACACGAGCACUCUGGACGCCCUGACGGGCAUCUAUCGGACGCAGGGUGUACGGGGACUGUGGCGAGGAUACAAUGGGAUCGCCACACGGACCGCUAUCGGUUCCUCGGCCCAGCUCGGUACCUUCUCCACGUUUAAGGACUUUUUCGUGCAGUUUGAGUUCUUCCGAGAGUCGGUAGCGUUUACGGCGUUUGCGGCCAGCAUGAUCAGUGGGUUCUUCACCUGCGUCUUCAUGUCACCAUUCGAUGUGAUAGCGACGCGUCUCUUCAACCAAGGUGUGGAUGCGAACGGGAAAGGACUGCUGUAUCGGAGCGUAGUGGACUGCUUUUCGAAGACACUGCGGGCCGAGGGUCUGUAUGGAUUGUAUAAGGGCUUCGUACCGAACUACUGGCGCAUCGCACCGCACACCAUCCUUAACCUGACGUUCUGGGAUCAGUUUAAAGCCUGGCGAGAUCUUUACUUUGGAUGAAGGGCUUCCGUGACUCAUUUUUGUUGGAUUUUGUACACCGUUGCUUAUUAGCUUAGAUAGCCACCGCGAUUACAAGGCAACUAAAACCAGCGAUGCUUAUUUGCACCGAUGGCAGAAAAAAUGAGAAUAAAAUAGCUUUACGAUUGAACUAGCCCUUUGUGACUGCCAG